Molecule: messenger RNA, 1674 nt
Organism: Melospiza melodia melodia
Lineage: Eukaryota; Metazoa; Chordata; Aves; Passeriformes; Passerellidae
Product: prickle-like protein 2
Exons: 2
Coding region: 402-683 (93 amino acids)
Source: RefSeq, a predicted model, not a curated record
CUGUAUCCUCAGUGUGGGUUUGCUGUAACCCCCAAAGAGAAAGGAGCCCCCCAAAAAUCUCUUGGAUUCCCGCAGUGGUUCAGCUGAAGGUCUCAAGGUUGUGGUGCCUCGGAGCAUCGUCCCAGCUGGACGUGCCCCAAGUCCCUGUAAGGGAUGAGGAGCUGCUUGUCCUGCUGCCACAGGGACACAGGAUCUGUGCCCAGGGACGGAUCCCUGCUCCCUGCCCCAUGUCUGACACCUGUGGCUCUCUCUGUGUCCCCAGCUGAUGUCCCUGCCGAGCCCUGCAUGGCCUGGGGUCCCUCCGAGGGAUGAAGAGCUGGCACAGGGACGCAGGAUCUGUGUCCAGGGAUGGAUCCCUGCCCUGUCUCUGACACCUGUGGCUCUCUCUGUGUCCCCAGCUGAUGUCCCUGCCGAGCCCUGCAUGGCCCCAGCAGGACGAGCCCUCUCCCUGCGGCACCACCGGGGGCCUCCCCCCGGCCUCGUCCGACAGCGACUCCGGCUGUGCCCUGGAGGAGUACCUGGAGCCCCCCGAGGUGCCGCCGUGCUCGCCCCAGCCGGGCUCUGACCGUGACCGGACGCGGCUCCGCGCCAGAGCGCUCCUGCAGCAGCUGCCGCCCCAGGACUGCGAUGUGAGACCCCCUCCUCUGGCUGCUGCUCCCCUCCCCGCGCCCACCUGGGGCUGACAUUACCCAAAAGCAGAGGCCGGGCCGAAUUAAGGGAGUAAAAAGCAGUUUUAUUCAUUAUUCGGCUGCCCUAAAUGCAGCUGAAGCCCACCCAAAAAUGGACCACGGGGUCAUGGGGUUUUCGCACUUCUAUAAGUUUGGGCCAUUUGCAUAUUGGGGGUCAAUAAAAGUAAUGAAAUAAUUGACCCCAAGUUUGCUGCCCCAACUCCCUUUUGUUCCCAUCUCUCAGGGCCUGACCAGUGAAGUGUGGUUGAUUCCCAGGCCUGGAGAGGAAUUGUGUAAAAAUGGGAAAGCAGCAGCUCACACUGUUUGUGGAGUUUAGAGUCUACCACUAAAGUUUAGACCUUAUCUCCCUGGCCUCAUCUGGUCUUGAGAUUACCCAAAAACAGAGGCCAGGCCAAAUUAAGGGAAUAAAAAGCAAUUUUAUUUAUUGAAGGGCCUUCAGGUGCAUUUAGGGCAGAUGAAGCCCACCUAAAAAUGGACCACGGGUCACAGGGUUUUCACACUUUUGUAUAUUGGGGGUUAAUUUUCCAAUUACACCUUCAGGUAAUGAAGUCAUUGACCCCAAGUUUGCUCCCUUUUGUUCCCAUCUCUCAGAGCCUGAGGCGGUGAGGUGAUUGAUUCCCGGGCCUGGAGAGGAAUUGUGUAAAAAUGGGAAAGCAGCAGCCGACACUGUGUGUGGAGUUUAGAGUUACACACUAAAGUUUAGAGUUAUACACUAAAGUUUUAGAGUCUACCACUAAAGUUUAGAGUUAUACACUAAAGAAUUACAGGAUUAUAAAUGUCUGGAAAAGAUAAAAGCUAAACUCCUAAGGAAGGAUGAGAUUGCGACUCCUUCUCAGCCAGUGGACAGGACAAAUAGGUUGUUGGUGAUGAUGAGGAUGAGUAUGGCGAUUAGGAAGAAUAGUAGAUAGGUGAAAAAUUUUGCAAUGUAGGGGUCUGAGGCCACAUGUAGGAUAGAUCAUGAUACAAAUAGUGCAAUGAGGAAGAA